GGCAACUGAGAACGCGCAACUACAAUCGGAAAUGACGUAGAGAAAGAACUCAGAGAACACCUAAACAAGCGCGACUGUGGGAACCAGCGCCGUAACUGCUCGAACUCAGAUCACUUGUCGCAGUUAAAUGAAGGGCGGGGGGGGUUCGUGUUACUAACAUGAUAUUCGCCCAUCAUCGUGGCAUUAGACACAACUUUUUCACCAACCAGCGAGGAAUAUAAACGGUUUUCUUCACUGUGUGUGACAUGCAACACAAAACCAAUCACAACUUACGUCUCCAGACGGGGAAGCGACGUUUUUUGAUUGACAUUACUAAAGAUUCACUGGGCUUUACCUAGUCUUUCUGUCAACCAACACACGAUCUCAAAUUAGUGGAAACGCCUCUAAAUGGAAAUGACGCUGCCGGGAGCCAAUUAAAAAGUGUCUGUUUCCGAACAGGGCGUGUGUUUAACGGGAAACUACAUCACCGCCGGCCAAUUAGGACCUAUCAAAUAUGUCGGCGGGCGGGACUUGUAACACUCGCGGUGUUCUGUUGAAUUCCAUUGCCGACCAUUAAAAGAAUCGGGGAGAGUGGCAGAGCGAGACAGAUAGCGAUAUUUAAAGAGACAGAGAGAUUAAUUUUAAAACGCAUUAAUUUGAAAACGUAGGCACCGCGGAUUUCGUCUGACUGCCCCUUUAAAUAGGAAACCAUUCUGGAUAAUUCUUCCUAAACGUUUUCUUAUAUAAAAAAUAAAGUGAAUGUUGUUUCUGUCAUGAGUCCGGCCGGGUGCUCCCAUGUGAAUAGCUUUAAGGUGGAGAAUUGGAAACAGAAUCUGCGAGUCAUAUACCAGUGCUUUGUUUGGAGCGGGACUGCCGAAACCAGGAAACGAAAGGUGCUUCAGAAAGAUGCUGGAUGGACGACAAUGGCAAAAUCUUGUAUCUGUCACAUGUGCGGCGCCCACCUGAACAGACUUCAUUCCUGCCUCUACUGCGUCUUCUUUGGCUGCUUUAACAAGAAACACAUUCACGAACAUGCAAAAAACAAACGGCAUAACCUGGCCAUAGAUCUAUUAUAUGGGGGUAUAUAUUGUUUUAUGUGUCAAGACUACAUAUACGACAAAGACAUGGAACAGAUUGCUAAAGAAGAACAAAGAAAAGCAUGGAAAUUACAAGGUGUCGGUGAAAAGUAUUCAACGUGGGAACCAACGAAACGCGAAUUGGAAUUACUACGGCACAAUCCCAAACGUAGGAAAAUAACUACAAAUUGCACCAUUGGUCUGCGAGGCCUAAUAAACCUAGGGAACACUUGCUUUAUGAACUGUAUUGUCCAGGCUCUUACCCAUACCCCACUGCUUCGAGAUUUUUUCCUCUCGGACAGACACAAAUGUGAAAUGCAAUCCAAUUCCUGUCUGGUUUGUGAAAUGUCCCAGCUUUUUCAAGAGUUUUACUCUGGACAUCGAUCCCCUCACAUUCCCUUUAGGUUAUUGCACCUGGUGUGGACGCAUGCACGUCAUUUAGCAGGGUACGAGCAGCAGGAUGCACACGAGUUCCUCAUCGCAGCGUUAGACGUGUUACACAGACAUUGCAAAGAUGAUGACAAUGGGAAAAAGGCCAACAACCCAAACCACUGUAACUGCAUCAUUGACCAAAUCUUCACUGGUGGGCUACAGUCUGAUGUCACCUGUCAAGUCUGCCAUGGUGUUUCCACUACCAUAGACCCGUUCUGGGAUAUCAGUUUGGACCUGCCAGGCUCUUCCACCCCCUUUUGGCCGCUGAGCCCGGGUAGCGAUGGGAGUGCAGUGAAUGGAGAAAGCCAUGCAUCAGGAACCACCACACUCACAGACUGUCUACGAAGGUUUACAAGGCCAGAGCAUCUAGGAAGUAGUGCCAAAAUCAAAUGUAGUGGUUGCCAUAGUUACCAAGAAUCUACCAAACAGCUCACAAUGAAAAAGCUACCCAUCGUAGCCUGUUUUCAUCUCAAGCGGUUCGAACACUCUGCAAAACUGAGACGGAAGAUCACCACCUAUGUGUCCUUUCCGCUGGAGCUGGAUAUGACUCCGUUCAUGGCUUCUAGUAAAGAAAGCAGAAUGAAUGGCCAGUAUCAACAGCCAGUUGACACUUUAAACAAUGACAAUAAAUAUUCCUUGUUUGCAGUCGUCAAUCAUCAGGGAACACUGGAGAGUGGCCACUAUACCAGCUUCAUCCGACAGCACAAGGACCAGUGGUUUAAAUGUGACGAUGCAAUCAUCACCAAGGCUAGCAUCACGGAUGUGUUAGACAGUGAAGGGUAUCUGUUAUUUUAUCACAAACAGUUCCUUGAAUACGAGUAGCCUAACCUGAGAAAGUGAAAGCCUUCAAAACGACACACAAACCUACCUGAAACUCUUUAAAAAAAAAAAAAAAAAAAAAAAAAAGUUAGUCAGCACUGAGCGACCAGUACCUACUUGACAGUGAAGAAGGAAAGAAACCAGGAACAUGAAACCUGGUUUUUGCCAGGGUUGGGAGGCUAAAUCGCAUGUUUAUAGAAGAUGGUCACCCUCACCUUCACAGCUGAUCCACUGCAGAGACCGAUAGAGAGAGAGAGAAAUAAGAGGAGACAAACCCUGGGAGUGGCACAUCUCAUGAAUCACAAACUCUUUUUGUUUUUUUUAUUUUUUACUUUCUUUCCCCAUGGUGCUCCAGCUCCAACUGACCAAUCAUUUAAGAAUAAGAAGAAAAAACUAAUUUUUAAUGCAUAUGGGUCUGAAAGCAGAAAAACUAUGGUAUUAUUAAAGACUUUGCAAGUCCUUUUUAUUUGUGAAUCUAGUUAUGAAAUGCUGUAUGAAACUAGUCCUUUUUUUUUAAACUCAUUUGGAACUCGGACACGCUUUCAAUAUAUAUAUAUAUAUAUAUAUAUAUAUAUAUAUAUAUAUAUAUAUAUAUAUAUAUAUAUAUAUAUAUAUAUAUAUAUAUAUAUAUAUAUAUAUCUGUUUUUCCGAUGGACUGCCGAUUGACACUGUGGAGGGCCCUUUGGUUUUUUUUGUUUGGUGGUUUUGUUUUUUGAGGGGGAGGGUGGCUUCAUUUGAAUUCAUGUUUACUUUUUUCCACCCUUUUUCAGGAGAGAUUUUCAGAAGUGUACUGCCAUGGUAAAAACUGUAAUGAGUUGGCAUUGUGUUCAUCGUGAAAAGUCGUCAUAUUGGUAUUCCGAUGGAAUUAGAUCACUUGGAUGUGAAAAAAAAACUAUGUAUUUAAAAUGCUCCAUUUAUUACAGUUUGUACUACAGUGAAAGCAGGGCUGCUCAUGCUUAUGUAUGGUGCAUUCUUGCUUGAUUGAUCAGUAUUAAUCCCACCAGUAUCUGUGUGUUAUAUGCAGUACAACAAUACAGUGCUGUACUGAAUCAGUAAUCAGUAUCAGUAAAACAAGCAUGCAAUUAAAACUGGAUAAGAGAGCAGCUGAAGGCUCGUGUGUUUAACAGUUUAAGUUUCUGUCUGUGAUUUUCCCCGCCCCCCCCCCCCACACACACACACUUUUGUUACAAAUAGGCCCUUGUACAUUAAAUGAAAGGGAACUUGUUACUUACUGUUUUGACCUUCAGCUAUAUUAUAUUUGUAGUUUCAUUUUAUGACCUUCGAAUUUAAGACGCACUUUUUUAACCAUCUUUUGCUUCUCAAAAAUAGACUGCAUUUUAAAUCUGUGUACAGUAUAGUGGUGCUUGUAUUAAGAUCGCCAACAAAAGACGUGACUACCCGAGUACACAAACAGCAACAUGACUGACUGCCAAGAAAAGACGUCACUGCCCGAAUACAUGAGCAGCAACGUGACUUACUGCCGAGAAAAGAUGAACCAAAAUGUUACUGCCCGAUCUUGAAUCAUCAAUGACAUACAGACAGCCAUUUUCAAAGAAGCGUCAUUAGCUUCCUGAGGAAGUCAAAGAGAAGCUUCUACAAUUUAAGAGUUUCUAACAAACAGUACAGCUUGGACAGAUCGGAAAUGUUGAUCUGACCCCUGUAUUUUUCGACAUGCCAAAUUAGGAGAAAAACAGGUGUGAGUAAUCACGACUGGGAAUGAGAAGCAGCACAUAACUUUGUAAAUACAGAUUUAUUUGACAAUUUAUUUUUUCCUCAAAUUGAGGGUGUGAAGUUUGGGCUGCGCCUUCAUUUUGAAGGAAUACGGUACAUCGAAGCUGCAUUCAUAGUAAAUGCUGAAUUUUCCAAAGAUUCAGGGUGUUGUGAUUGUCAGGACCUUCAAAACAUCUACACUUUUCUAUCCAGGUAAUAGAAGGACCAGGUAAAGAAAAUAAACUGUUAUCCACUGCAACGGCCUGUGUGCAGGCUAUAGAGAUGAAAACAUCAGUUUAAUAUUUACAUCUAAAUAGCCAAGGUAGAUGCUGAAGGACAUUUGAAAUAUUUUUUUUGUCUAUUGAAUCCUAUGUAGGCCCUGCAAAUUUGCUAAUUUGAAUCCUACUUUGCAACAUGGUGUAAAAUUAUUUUAUUUUUGGCAUUUUUCCAGACCCCAGUCCUUUAGCAUCUGCCCUUGCUUAGAUUUCAAUAGCAAAAAAAAAAAUACAAAUAUUAAAACACCCUUAACCACAUUUGGUUUUUACCUGAGGGAUGUUUCAAAUGUUUAUUUUUAUUUUAUUUACUUUUGUAUGAUGGUACAAAGCUUUACAGCAACAGAAUACAUUCUGUUUGACUUUUCAGAGAAUAACUUGAAAUAUGAAAUCAAAUGAACCGAUCUGCUCCACCUGUAAGAGGUUAAAGCAGUUUUAAGGUGUUUGGUUUAAGACGUUUCCUUUUCACAUUGUGUCUUGUGAUCAUGUCAGGCAUUUUAAGAACUGCAAGACAUUAAAGACCGGCCAGGCUGUGUGGUUAAAUAAUUGCUUAUUGGUAAGCCAGAGUCAUCUACUUAUGCACAAAACCAUACGAUGACGACCCUGCGUGACAGAGGGUAAAGAUCGGUACAAAGAAAGACUGAAAUCCACAUUACAUUUUGUUUUACAUUGUUUGUAAAUCAGGCUUAAAUUAAAAAUGUUGCCCAGGGUAAUCGGAACAGGUAACUUAAAAUUAAAAUACCAGCUCUAUA
Acipenser ruthenus (sterlet) is the source of this 5040-nucleotide messenger RNA. RefSeq names its product ubiquitin carboxyl-terminal hydrolase 22-like. The coding region runs from base 753 to 2309 and encodes 518 amino acids. Gene Ontology annotation, molecular function: zinc ion binding; cysteine-type deubiquitinase activity. Lineage: Eukaryota; Metazoa; Chordata; Actinopteri; Acipenseriformes; Acipenseridae. The record is from RefSeq and is a predicted model, not a curated record. Gene Ontology annotation, biological process: protein deubiquitination. The transcript has 14 exons.